This is a messenger RNA of Dama dama (fallow deer), 2158 nucleotides long. Its product is annotated as solute carrier family 2, facilitated glucose transporter member 5. The coding region runs from base 92 to 1597 and encodes 501 amino acids. Gene Ontology annotation, cellular component: membrane. Lineage: Eukaryota; Metazoa; Chordata; Mammalia; Artiodactyla; Cervidae. The record is from RefSeq and is a predicted model, not a curated record. Gene Ontology annotation, molecular function: fructose transmembrane transporter activity. The transcript has 12 exons. Gene Ontology annotation, biological process: fructose transmembrane transport.
AGUACAUCCAGAAUGUCUUCUCUCGCCACCCAGUGCAUUUGGUAUUUUGGCUGAAAGGAAACAAGCAGAACUCUGCGCUUCCAGAGCAAAGAUGGAGCCGCAGGAUCCAGUCAAGAGGGAAGGGAGGCUGACACCCGUGAUUGUUCUGGCGACACUGAUAGCUGCCUUUGGGUCGUCCUUCCAGUAUGGGUACAACGUGGCUGCUAUUAACUCCCCUUCGGCGUUCAUGAAAGACUUCUACAACUAUACCUACUAUGACAGAAUCGGUGAAUACAUGAACGAGUUCUACUUGACCUUGCUGUGGUCGAUUACUGUGUCCAUGUUCCCCUUCGGAGGCUUCCUCGGCUCUCUCCUGGUCGGCCCCUUGGUGAAUAAUUUAGGCAGAAAAGGAACCUUGCUGUUCAACAACAUCUUCUCCAUCGUGCCUGCGUUCUUAAUGGGAUUCAGUGAGCUCGCCAAGUCAUUUGAGAUGAUAAUUGUGGCCAGGGUUUUGGUGGGAAUAUGUGCAGGUCUGUCUUCCAAUGUCGUCCCCAUGUACUUAGGAGAGCUGGCCCCUAAGAACUGGAGGGGGGCCCUGGGGGUGGUGCCCCAGCUUUUCAUCACCAUCGGAAUCCUUGUGGCCCAGAUCUUUGGUCUUCGGAGUCUCCUGGCAAACGAAGAAGGCUGGCCCAUCCUCCUCGGAUUGACCGGGAUCCCUGCUGUGCUGCAGCUCCUCUUCCUGCCCUUCUUCCCCGAGAGCCCCAGGUACCUGCUGAUUCAGAAGAAAGAUGAAGCAGCUGCCAAAAGCGCUCUGAGGAGGCUGCGUGGCUGGCACGACGUGGACGCAGAGAUAGAGGAGAUCCUGGAGGAGGACAAGGCUGAGAAAGCUGCAGGCUUCAUCUCUGUGCUGAAGCUAUUCAAAAUGAGGUCCCUGCGGUGGCAGGUCAUCUCCAUCAUCGUUCUCAUGGCUGGCCAGCAGCUCUCCGGAGUGAACGCGAUCUACUACUACGCAGACCAGAUUUACCUGAGCGCCGGGGUGAAUGAGGACGAUGUCCAGUAUGUGACGGCGGGCACAGGUGCUGUCAACGUGCUGAUAACUGUCUGUGCCAUUUUCAUAGUGGAACUGAUGGGGAGGAGAUUCCUGCUCCUCCUGGGCUUCUCUGUCUGUUUCACCGCCUGCAGCGUGCUGACGGGUGCCUUGGUUCUGCAGGACAAGAUAUCCUGGAUGCCCUACGUCAGCAUCGCCUGUGUCAUCUCCUACGUCAUAGGGCAUGCCCUUGGGCCCAGUCCCAUCCCCGCACUGCUCGUCACCGAGAUCUUCCUGCAGUCCUCCCGGCCAGCUGCCUACAUGGUGGCGGGUACUGUUCACUGGCUCUCCAACUUCACUGUGGGCUUGGUCUUCCCAUUCAUCCAAGUGGGCCUCGGAGCUUACAGCUUCGUCAUUUUUGCUCUGAUAUGUCUUAUCACCACCAUCUACGUCUUCCUGAUCAUCCCUGAAACCAAGUCCAAGACCUUCAUAGAAAUCAAUCAGAUCUUCCUCAAGAUGAACAAAGUGCCAGGGGUGCACCCAGAAAAGGAGGAGCUAAAGGAGUUCCCACCCUCGACUACAAGGCAGUAACUUGAGAGGAGGAGCCCAUCAGUAGGAUCUACGUAAAACUUCUCUCCUGGGCUAUGAAUCCAGAAUAAGGACAAGUCCGGUGUGGAAUGCAGGCACUGCUGGGACUGUCCAAAAGGCUUCUGUGCAGUUCUUAAAGCCAAGUUGUCUCUUUCCAGAUUGACCCACCACCAACCCUGAGGCAUGGUGGACAGCUGUCCCUCAACCGUGCUGGUUCAGCCAUUAUGUGGCUCCUGGUAACACCAGCUCCUACCACAAAAAUCGUUACCAUGAUGUCAAGACAGAGGAAUCAAAUGUGGCCAAAGAAGCUAUCUCUCCUCCAAUCCCAUUGUCUUCUGGGAGCCACGGGCAUGUAUUCAGAGUGGAAUCCCUCCUCUCAUCAGAUCCAUCUCCAGAAACACUAGUCUUAGAAAGUGUGAUGUCAUAAAUAAUGUCUAGGAAUCUGGGAAGCAGGUCCCCAUGGAGACUUUAACCAAGUCAGAGAUUACUGAUCCCAAAUUAUAUUAUGACAGGACCAUGGCAUUGCCUCUGUAUACUCAAUAAAACAAAUAUGAUCACUUUUCA